Molecule: messenger RNA, 1107 nt
Organism: Cyphellophora attinorum
Lineage: Eukaryota; Fungi; Ascomycota; Eurotiomycetes; Chaetothyriales; Cyphellophoraceae
Exons: 5
Coding region: 1-1107 (368 amino acids)
Source: RefSeq, a predicted model, not a curated record
AUGCUUCAGACUCCCGCGACAGUCGCGUCGGACGGAGAAGAGUGUUCUGUACAGCCCUGCGAGGACUAUCGACCUCCUAACUGCACUUCUGAAGAUCAACCCGAUCCUGAACCUGUCAACAAUGACAUUGAUGCUCAAAUUACUGGCGAGCUGCCCUUGAAUGGUGACAAUGCUGUGCUCAACGUGGACAUUUGGAACCUGGAAGAUCCCCAGCAGUCCAUGCCAAUCAAUGCCGAUACGUUCACGGACCAAGACUGGACACUUGCAGGCAGCGCCGGAAUGCUGGAGAUGCAGGUCACGACCAACCCUAAAGCGGCGUACAAGUUCAAGGUCAAGCCCAUGGUCGACCAGACUGGCCCGAGGCUUCCGACGACCAACGCGGACUCUCAGGCCCUUGCAGGUUGGUGGUCGGAUCCGAUGCAGCAUAAUGUCUUCUUCUCCACGAAUAGGCCGUUCCUUGGACCGCCAGCUACUGACAGUUCACACCCGAGUCUAACGUUCCCCCGGUACUGUUCACCUGUGAGCUACUCAGAUAAGCACGUCUGCAGCUUUAUUGAAGAAGGUCGACGAGAGCUACAGCAAGGCCAUUUCGAGGCUCGAACAGCACCGACACUGAAGCGGCUGCUGUCUGAUCCACCGUUCGAUUGUUUGUCUUUUCGCCUGUUGCAAUUCAUUAAAAGAUACGGUGCUGUGCCGUUGCAGAAUCUUUUGUUCACUUUUUGGGUGCAAUACUUAUUUCUCCGGUGGCAGAUUCUGGGCACCUCCGAAUCAUACUAUCAGAUGCCCGUGUUCAUGCGCCCUUCAGCGCUAGAAUGCAUCGUCCCUCAUCGCCCAUUCAUCGGCAUGCUUGUCUGGCCAAAUCUCCGGCAAGCGCUCAUCAGAGAUACGAACGAUGUUGAUGCCGAACUGAUUGGAACACACCUUUUUGAGAACCUAUCCCGCAACUGGGCACACGAUGAAACUGCUUUUCCGGAGAUCAAGCCAGGAACAAUGGACUUGUUCGACCUGAUCCAGCAACAAGCGUGCACGCUGGACGUCUGGAAAGUCAACCCGGCCUUUUUCAGCGUUUACCCUCAGUACGUAAACUACUUAGAGGCUGAGAGCUAG